Molecule: messenger RNA, 886 nt
Organism: Haliotis rufescens (red abalone)
Lineage: Eukaryota; Metazoa; Mollusca; Gastropoda; Lepetellida; Haliotidae
Product: short-chain collagen C4-like
Exons: 4
Coding region: 55-858 (267 amino acids)
Source: RefSeq, a predicted model, not a curated record
GCUGUUGCUUUACACGAUACAUCCUGGUCACAUGAUACCUUCAUAUAGGCCUUGAUGACAGCAGUGGGUGAAUACACAGCAUACAACACUGCAGGCAAUACCAUGAUAGGGAGAUUCAGCCUUCUUGUAACAAUCACUGUGUGGAUUGCCAUACUACAAGGUUCCAAAGCUUCAUCGGAAGGCAACCGCUCAGCGACAAUUUACAAAUCAUACCGAAAACUGAUCCAGGAAAAUGAGGCACUGGUUGAAAGAAUGAAGACUUUUCUGAAGACAAGUGGUAUCGAUGGAUCUGGAUGUGGAUCGGGUAGUGCAGCUGCCUCCGGAGCGACAUUUGUUCACUGGGGACGGGCGACGUGUCCAAACACGACAUCGCUCAUUUACUCAGGAUAUACAGGUGGAAAUUACUACAGUGCAAAGUCUGGUGCAGCAACUAUCCUAUGUUUGCCCAAACAGCCUCAGUACGUAGCCUACUCUCUUUCAAACCAAAACCAGGCAACCAUCCACGGCGCCGAAUAUAAUGAUGCCAACACAUUUCCUGAUUUCAAGAAAGUUCAACACCAGAACGUCCCCUGUGCCGUGUGUCAAAUGAAGUCUGAGGCUCAAGUCCUGAUGAUUCCGGCGAGGAACGAGUGCUACCCCGGGUGGAAGAUGACGUACUGGGGCUACCUGAUGGGGGGUGCUUACGACAGGGCCUCCAGUGAGUACAUCUGCGUGGACAAGGACCCUGGUACCACCGAGGGCGGCCACCGACAGACGUAUGGGCAACUGCUGUACAUUGUGGAGAGUAGAUGUGACUCUCUCCCUUGCCCUCCGUACAAGCACUACGGGGAGUUGACCUGUGUCGUAUGUGCAAAAUAAAUACGCAGACCAUGCUCUCAUGUCUCCA